UACUGGCAUCAAUUUGCAGAUUGUUAUUAGACGCGCGAAACCAGCAGAGCAAGUUUUCCAAUCUAGACACAGAUCUGUUGUGAGGUUUGAUUGUGAGUCGGUACAUUAGCGCAGAUUGGAGUUCACUCAGUUUCAAUUCAACACCAGAGGAGCUGCGGUGGAGGUUAGCUCUGGUAGCUCGUGGAGACGACGUGAAGGAGCGUCUAUGGAAUAUGGAUAUGUCAUGCAAGUCUUCUGUCGGGAAAUUUAAAGUGACGUUUUAAAGCCAGUCUUCAUUUUAUUUUUUUGGAAAAAAAACAGAUGACAUGUUUUUGGAUGAAAUCCACAUAACAGUUUGGUCAUUUAAAAGAAGGAAUGGCAACAACUAAGAGUAACUGGACCUUCAUCGCUCUUUUGUUGACACUGUUUAUUUUGGAAACACAGAAUUUCACCGAGCUGACAUUGCAGGUCCCACAGGACUAUCUCAAUGAGCCCGGUCUACCUUACAGGCGGGAGAAACGUGAUGUUUCAGUGCAGCAAGAUAAAGCUGAGUAUGAAGUUGAUGUGGAGCUGAAUCUGACCGACAGCAGGACAGUGGAGUACCUCAGGAAUUUUCUGAAGAAUACCAAAUUUAUCCUGACUUUGGAUCCUUCAGUGAACAUCACACAGGUUGACCUGACUACAGUGUGCUACAUCAAUGGCACCAACAUUGAGUGCAAAUGCGAGGAUCAGUAUGUUUGGCCCAAAUCAAGCUGUUUCACCUAUGGAGCUUGUGAUGAGGUCACUGACAGCACAUGUGGAUGCAUCAACAAAAUACCAUCGGACGGGUCAUCCUGUCAGCCAAAGUCAGCUUUUGUUUACCAAUACCGUUUGGACAUUCAGAUAAACAUAAAGGACACAGAACAGUUGAGAAGCGCUUUUGCAAACCUCACUUUCCCUCGUCAAAUCCGCUCUGACGUGAACAUAUCAGAUGCUGAUGUCACUACAAUUUGCAGUCCAGCUGGAUCUGACAUUCAGUGCAGAUGUGAGAAUAACUACCUGUGGCCGUGUGACAGGUGCACCACCUACAGGAAAUGUGAUGAAGGCAGUGCAUGUGGAUGCAUUCAGACUGUUCCUACAGAUGGACAGUUCUGUCAAUCAGAACUGAACAACUUAACCGUUUGUCCAUCUACAACGCUUGUCCCUUCCCUAGAAUAUUCUUCCACUGUUACCACUAAAACUACACCAGAUGUAACAACAACUGUGACAGAUUCAUCUACUAUUUCCACUGAAAUCUCGACAACUACACCAGAUGUGACCACACCCAGAACAGAUCCUCUUCCUGUUUAUGAAUAUGUUAUUUCUGUUGACCUGAACACCACAGGUGUGACUGUAAUAAAUAGGUUUAGGAACAUUCUGGAAAACUUCACGUACCCGUACAGCAUCAACGGAAACACUCAGAUCAAUCAGGCCAACAUUUCUACAGUUUGUUCUCCAGUCAGUGAUGGUUACCAGUGCAGAUGUGAGGAUCAGUAUCAGUGGUCAUGUGACCAGUGUCAGAUGUAUGGAGCAUGUGACCAGAUCUCUGAAGACUCAUGUGGAUGUAUCAAAGCCAUUCCUUCUGAUGGAAACUUCUGCCAGUCUGUGGAUCAACACAAUUUCACCGCUUGUCCAACUACAACAAUUUUAGCAUCAACAUAUUUUUCUACAGCUGCCACGGAAAUCUUUACAACCACCCCAGAUGUGAAAACAACCGCAACAGAUUUUUCUUCAACUGUCCCUGAAAUUUUUACAACCAAACAAGAUGUAACAACAACCGUGACAGAUCCUCCACCUGUUUAUACAUAUUCCAUUUCUGUUGAGCUGAACAUCACUGAUAUGAAAGCUAUAACCAAGAUGAGGGACAUUCUUGGAACCAUCAGCUACCCGUACACCAUCAGUGGAAACACUCAGAUCAAUCAGGCCAAUAUUUCUACAGUUUGUUCUCCAGUCAGUGAUGGUUACCAGUGCAGAUGUGAGGAUCAGUAUCAGUGGUCAUGUGACCAGUGUCAGAUGUAUGGAGCAUGUGACCAGAUCUCUGCAGACUCAUGUGGAUGUAUCAAAGCCAUUCCUUCUGAUGGAAACUUCUGCCAGUCUGUGGAUCAACACAACUUCACAGUUUGUCCAUUAUCAACAACAUCUAGUACAUUUUCAACACUUUCUCCUUCUGCAUCCACUGAAAUAUUAACAACUAUGCCUAAUGUGAACACAACUAUGACAGAAGCUCCACCUGCUUAUAGAUACCUUAUUUCUGUUGAGCUCAACACCACAGCACUGAUGGCAAUAAACACGUUGAGGAGCUUUCUGGGAAACAUUGCUUACCCAUUCAGCAUCAACAAACAAACACAGAUCAAUCGUGCCAACAUUUCUACAGUUUGUUCUCCAGUCAGUGAUGGUUACCAGUGCAGAUGUGAGGAUCAGUAUCAGUGGUCAUGUGACCAGUGUCAGAUGUAUGGAGCAUGUGACCAGAUCUCUGAAAACUCAUGUGGAUGUAUCAAAGCCAUUCCUUCUGAUGGAAACUUCUGUCAGUCUGUUGAUCAACACAACUUCACACUUUGUCCAACAACAUCAACUCCUAGUACAAUAUUAUCAUAUACUUCUUUGACUCCCACUGAAUUAUUUACAACUUUGCCUGAUAUGACUACAACUAUGACAGAACCUCCACCUGCUUAUAGAUACCUUAUUUCUGUUGAGCUCAACACCACAGCUCUGACAGCACUAAACACGUUGAGGAGCAUUCUGGGAAACAUUGUUUACCCAUUCAGCAUCAACAGCCAAACACAGAUCAAUCGUGCCAACAUUUCUACAGUUUGUUUUCCUGUCAGUGAUGGUUACCAGUGCAGAUGUGAGAACCAGUACAUGUGGUCAUGUGACCAGUGUCUGACGUACGGAGCAUGUGAUCAGAUCUCAGAAAACUCAUGUGGAUGUAUCAACUCCAUUCCGUCCGAUGGAAACUUCUGUCAGUCUUUGGACCAAUACAACUUUACACUUUGUCCAACAACAACUCCUAGUACAAUAUUAACAUUUUCUCCUUCUGCAUCCACUGAAAUAUUAACAACUAUGCCUGAUGUGACCACAACUAUGACAGAACCUCCACCUGCUUAUAGAUACCUUAUUUCUGUUGAGCUCAACACCACAGCACUGACAGCACUAAACACGUUGAGGAGCAUUCUGGGAAACAUUGUUUACCCAUUCAGCAUCAACAGCCAAACACAGAUCAAUCGUGCCAACAUUUCUACAGUUUGUUCUCCACUCAGUGAUGGUUACCAGUGCAGAUGUGAGGAUCAGUAUCAGUGGUCAUGUGACCAGUGUCAGAUGUAUGGAGCAUGUGACCAGAUCUCUGAAGACUCAUGUGGAUGUAUCAAAGCCAUUCCCUCAGAUGGAAACUUCUGCCAGUCUGUGGAUCAACACAACUUUACACUUUGUCCAACAACAACUCCUACUACAGUAUUAACAUAUUCCUCUUCAACUCCCACUGAAUUAUUUACAACAACAGCAGAUGUGACCACACUUACGACAGCAGAACCUCCACCUCUUUAUAAGUAUUUCCUUUCUGUUGAGCUGAACACUACAGAUGUGAUAGUAAUAAAUAAGUUGAGGAGCAUUCUGGAAAACAUCAGUUACCCCCUCAGCAUCAACAGACAAACACGAAUCAAUUAUGCCAACAUUUCUACAGUGUGUUCUCCAGUCAGUGAUGGUUACCAGUGCAGAUGUGAGGAUCAGUAUCAGUGGUCAUGUGACCAGUGUCAGAUGUAUGGAGCAUGUGACCAGAUCUCUGAAGACUCAUGUGGAUGUAUCAAAGCCAUUCCUUCUGAUGGAAACUUCUGCCAGUCGGUUGAUCAAAACAACUUCACACUUUGUCCAUCAGCAAUUCCUAGUACAAUAUCAACAUAUUAUUCUCCAACUCCUACUGCAUUAUUUACAACUACGGCAGAUGUGACCACAACCAUGACAGCAGAACCUCCACCUCUUUAUAGAUAUUUUCUAUCUGUUGAGCUGAACACCACAGAUGUGAUAGUAAUAAAUAAGUUGAGGAGCGUUCUGGAAAACAUCAGUUACCCCCUCAGCAUCAACAGCCAAACACGAAUCAAUUAUGCCAACAUUUCUACAGUUUGUUCUCCAGUGAGUGAUGGUUACCAGUGCAGAUGUGAGGAUCAGUAUCAGUGGUCAUGUGACCAGUGUCAGAUGUAUGGAGCAUGUGACCAGAUCUCUGAAGACUCAUGUGGAUGUAUCAAAGCCAUUCCUUCUGAUGGAAACUUCUGCCAGUCUGUGGAUCAACACAACUUCACAGUCUGUCCACUUACUCCAACUCCUAGUCCUUUAACAACAUAUUCACCUCCAGUUUCCACUGAAAUAUUUACAACUACUGUAGAUGUGACAACUAUUACAGCUUCUUCUUCUGUGACCACUGAAACAUUUACAACCGCACAAGAUGGGACCACAGCUAUGACAGAACCUCCACCUCUUUAUAAAUAUGUCCUAUCUGUUGAGCUGAACACCACAGAUGUGAUAGUAAUAGAUAAGUUGAGGAGGGUUCUGGAAAACAUCAGUUACCCCCUCAGCAUUACCAGCCAAACACGAAUCAAUUAUGCCAACAUUUCUACAGUUUGUUCUCCAGUCAGUGAUGGUUACCAGUGCAGAUGUGAGGAUCAGUAUAAGUGGUCAUGUGACCAGUGUCAGAUGUAUGGAGCAUGUGACCAGAUCUCUGAAAAUUCAUGUGGAUGUAUCAAAGCCAUUCCUUCUGAUGGAAACUUCUGCCAGAGUCUGAAUCAAAACAACUUCACAGUUUGUGCACCAACUCCAACUCCUGAUCCAUUAUUAACAUCUUCUCCUUCUGUCACGACUGAGAUAAUUACAACUGUGCCAGAUGUGACCACAACUGUAACAGAAUCUCCUACUGUUACCACUGAAAUACUUACAACUACGGUAGAGGUGACCACGCCUACAACAGAUUCUCCCUCUGUUACCACUAAAGUAGAUACCACUACAGUAGAUGUGACCACAACCAUGACAGCAGAACCUCCUCCUCUUUAUAAAUAUGUCCUUUCUGUUGAGCUGAACACCACAGAUGUGAUAGUAAUAAAUAAGUUGAGGAGCGUUCUAGAAAACAUCAGUUACCCCCUCAGCAUCAACAGCCAAACACAAAUCAAUUAUGCCAACAUUUCUACAGUGUGUUCUCCAGUCAGUGAUGGUUACCAGUGCAGAUGUGAGGAUCAGUAUCAGUGGUCAUGUGACCAGUGUCAGAUGUAUGGAGCAUGUGACCAGAUCUCUGAAGACUCAUGUGGAUGUGUCAAAGCCAUUCCUUCUGAUGGAAACUUCUGCCAGAGUCUGUAUCAAAACAACUUCACAGUUUGUCCACCUACUCCAACUCCUAUUCCAUUAACAACAUAUUUGCCUUCAGUUUCCACUGAAAUUAUUACAACUACAGUAGACGUAACAACUAUUACAGUUUCUCCUUCUGUGACCACUGAAGCAUUUACGACUGCACAGCAAGUGACCACAACUAUGACAGUUUCUCCUUCCAUGACCACUGAAGCAUUUACGACUGCACAGCAAGUGACGACAACUAUGACAGAUUCUCCUUCUGUCACCACAGAGAUAUUUACAACAGUGCCAGAUGUGACCACAAUUAUGACAGGUUCUCCUUCCGUUACCACUAAAUUAUUUACAACUAAAGCAGAUUUGACCACACCUACGACAGAUUCUCCUGUUACCACUAAAUUAUUCACAACUAGAGCAGAUGUGACCACACCUACGACAGAGCUCCCUCUACCUGUUUAUAACUACCGGGUUUCUGUUGAGCUGAACACCACAGAAAUUACAGUAAUAGAUAAGCUGAGGAGCAUUCUGGGAAACAUCACAUACCUACCCAGCAUCAGCAGACUCAUACGGAUAAGUUGGGCCAACAUUUCUACAGUUUGUUCUCCAGUCAGUGGUGGUUACCAGUGCAAAUGUGAGGAUCACUAUCAUUGGUCAUGUGACCAGUGUCAGAUGUAUGGAGCAUGUGACCAGAUCUCUGAAAACUCAUGUGGAUGCGUCAAUGCCAUUCCUCCUGAUGGAGACUUCUGCCAGCCUCGGGAUCAACUCAACCUUACUGCCUGUCUAGUUGAAACAACAACUCCAUCAACAUCAACAGCUUGGACAAGCCAAAGCUUCAAAACCACUGGAGAUAAUAGCAUGACAUCAGUCAACACCACAGAAACAACUAACAGUUCAACACCUCCCAUCAUAUCCCCUACUACAGGAGUUUCCACAUUAAUCUAUACCACAACCGAAGACCCAACGACUGCAAGUUCCACAGUUACGCUUACGACAAGGGAUGAUACAACUACUAUGAUGUCCACAGUGUCCCCCACGAUAAUGGAGACAACUACUGCAGUUUCCACAGUUAUUUCUACUACAACUGAAGAACCAACUACUCUAGUUUCCACAGUUAUUCAUACAACGAAUGAACAACCAACUACUCCAGUCUCCACGGUAGUUUCCACCCCAACUGAAGAAACAACUGCAAGAUCCACAGUGACUCCUUCUACAACCAAAACACAAACUUCUUCAGUUACCAUGGAUUUUCCUAUCAGAACUGAAACAACAACAAAAGCAGUUUCAAAAGGUAUGACUACCACUGCCGAAGCUUCCACUUUUACUUCUACAACAGAAACCCAAACUUCACCACUUGCCACAAUGAUUCCUACUACAAUUGAAGCUACAACUAAUGCAAUUUCCACAGUUUUUCUUACAACUGAGGAACCAAGUACUGCAGUUACCACUUUAACUUCUACAACCACAGCUAGACCAACAACUGUAGCUUCUACCAUGAUUCCUACCACGAUUGAAGCCACAACUAAUGCACUUUCCACAGUUUUUUCUACAACUGAGGAACCAAGUACUGCAAUUAUCACUUUAACUUCUACAACUGAAACCCAAACUUCACCAUUUACUACCCUUUUGCCAACCAUAGCUAGACCAACAACUGUAGCUUCUACAAUGAUUCCUACCACGAUUGAAGCCACAACUAAUGCACUUUCCACAGUUUUUUCUACAACUGAGGAACCAAGUACUGCAGUUACCACUUUAACUUCUACAACUGAAACCCAAACUUCACCAUUUACUACCCUUUUGCCAACCACAGCUAGACCAACAACUGUAGCUUCUACAAUGAUUCCUACCACGAUUGAAGAUACAACUAUUGCAGUUUCCACAGUUUUUCCUACAACUGAGGAACCAAGUACUGCAGCUACCACUUUAAUUUCUACAACUGAAACCCAAACUUUACCAUUUACUACCCUUAUGCCAACCACAGCUAGACCAACAACUGUAGCUUCUACAAUGAUUCCUACCACGAUUGAAGAUACAACUAUUGCAGUUUCCACAGUUUUUCCUACAACUGAGGAACCAAGUACUGCAGCUACCACUUUAAUUUUUACAACUGAAACCCAAACUUUACCAUUUACUACCCUUAUGCCAACCACAGCUAGACCAUUAACUGUAGCUUCCACAAUGAUUCCUACCACAAUUGAAGAUACAACUAUUGCGGUUACCACAGUUUUUCUUACAACUGAGGAACCAAGUACUGCAGCUACCACACGUAUCCUAACCACUGCUAGACCAACAACUACAGGUUCCACAAUAAUUCCUACCACAAAUGAAGAAACAACUACAGCAGUUUCCACGUCUUUUUCAACCCCAGAUACCCAAACCUUACCACUUACAACUUUUAUUCCUACUACAAUUAAAGUGACAUCUAAUGCAGCUUCCACAGUUUUUCUUACAACUGAGAAGCCAAGUACUGCAGCAACCACACUUAUCCCAACCACUGCUAGACCAACAACUGCAGCUUCCACAGUAAUUCCUACCAUAAAUGAAGAAACAACUACUGCAGUUUCCACAUUUUUUUCCACCCCAGAAGCCCAUACUUCAACACUUACCCCAUUUAUUUCUCCUACAAUUGAAGCGACAACUUAUGGAGGUUCCACCGUUUUUCUUACAACUGAGAAACCAAGUACUGCUGCUACCACACUUAUUCCAACCACCGCUAGACCAACAAUUGCAGCUUCCACAGUAAUUCCUUCCACAAAUGAAGAAACAACUACAGCAGUUUCCACGUCUUUUUCAACCCCAGAUACCCAAACUUUACCACUUACAACUUUUAUUCCUACUACAAUUAAAGUGACAUCUAAUGCAGCUUCCACAGUUUUUCUUACAACUGAGAAGCCAAGUACUGCAGCCACUACUUUAAUUUCUACAACAAAAACCUAUAGUUCACUAUUUACCACAGUGAUUCCUACCACAAAUGAAGAAACAACUACUGCAGUUUCCACAGUUUUUCUUACAACUGUGGGACCAAGUACUGCAGCUUCCACACUUAUCCUAACCACUGCUAGACCAACAACUGCAGCUCCCACAGUGAUUCCUACCACAAAUGAAGAAACAACUACUGCAGUUUCUACAGUUACUCCUACCACAAUCAAAAAAAUAACAAUGGCAAUUUCCACAUAUAUUCCUACCACAACAGAAGAAUCAACUUUUGGUCCCACUACAAUCAAUAAAACUGUGAUUUUUCCCUCCACAUUUGUCACUUCUGCCAAAGUGCCAACCACAGCAGUUAUUCCCACUACAACCACAAUCCCAACAUUUGCAAUUUCUACAGAAAUAACUACUGCACUUUCUACUACAAUUAAAACAGUUAUCCCUCCUAUCACUAAAGCAACUACUGCUAAAACUACAACUAAACUUUCCACAGCUGCUAAUAUAACAACAGUGACUACUUCUGUACUAAUAACUACUCCAACUACUAAAAAUUUCCCUAUAACAACUAUUACUACAUCUACUACUUCUACUACUGCUUCAACAACACCUACUAAGACCACUAAUCUUACUAAUAACACUACAAAAACAAUCACUACAACUACCACCACCAAACCUACAACAACUACUACCACCAAACCUACUACCACCACUACCAAGGCUACCAUGACUACCACCACUGACAAGGCUACCAUGACUACCACCACAGCCAAGGCUACCACGACUACCACCACCGCCAAGGCUACAACGACUACCACCCCUACCAAGGCUACCAUGACUACCAUCACUGACAAGGCUACCAUGACUACCAUCACAGCCAAGGCUACCACGACUACCAUCACAGCCAAGGCUACCACGACUACCACCACCGCCAAGGCUACCACGACUACCACCACCACUACUAAGGCUACCACAACUACCACCACGACCACCAAGGCUACCACGACAGCCAAAACAACAACUACGACAACUGCCUCUGCUGGCAUCACAGCAAUUGACAUUGAAGUGUCGGUCACAUUUGACAUGGAGUUCAAAGACGCGUUCAACGAUAAGUCAAGUGCUGAAUACAAAAGUCUAGAAGACAAAAUUUCUACAGAGCUACAAAGGCAAUACGAGACCAUCACCGGGUUUGUUAGAGUCAUUGUGACAGGAUUCAGGAGGGGAAGUGUUAUUGCAGAUUUUGUCAUUUCGACUGCAGAGGGUUCUGCAACACAAAUUACUCAAGCAAACAAAAAUCUCACAAACACUUUAAAGUCUAUUGCUCCUGUACUGAAGUCUACUGCGCUGUAUAAAAGUUCCAGGAACAUUACAUACAUUACAUAUACUCCUCCCAUCCUAACUGGUAAAACAAUGGAGCUGCAAUGUGGCCCUCCUGACGGUGAUCUACUUGCCAUUGUGGGCAAUAUUAAAAGUGCUCAGUGGAAAGCUGACGGUAUAAAAAUUUUAUCAGGGACUCGUCAAACCUUUACUAUUGUCAGCAACACCUCAGUACUUACAGUAAACAAUCUCAUCAAUAAAGAUGCUGGCCUUUAUGAAUGUAUCCUCAGUGGAACAAACUCUGACUUUUAUCAAAAUAUAACUGUUAAAAGAGAUGAUAUUAAAGCAGCCCCUCUUCUGGAGAUGACGCCAAAAUUAAGUGUUGAGUGCAAGACGAGCACAAAGGUAUCACUUGAUUGUUGUGUUCAAUCCAACUAUGUUGCCUCUUUGGUUAAUCCUCCAACAGAAGUACAAAUAUUAGAGCCUACAACCUCUAAUGAAAAAUACUGUGUCAAGUAUGAAUACACAAUACCCAGCUGCAGUUCUAACCCACAACCAAUAACAUUCAAAUGUAAAGUUGAUGGAUACAAUGGGUAUGAAAAAACAACAACGCUGAAUUUCUUCACUGGAGCUCCUACUUGUACAAGCAACAUAUAUGGGCAGGGACAAGAAGGUGCCACUUCAACAAUUGUGUGUCCUGGAGGAACCAAGACAGCACAAUGUAAAGCAGGAUCCUGGAUAGUCAUAACAGACAACUGCAUUCUCCCUGUAAUUAAAGACUUACUUACUGAGUCUGCGGACCUGGUGCCAGAAAAAGUAGAGACUUUUUCAAAUGAUCUCAAAAAGACUGUAAAGGAUAAUAAAACUGAAAUUGCAAAAUCGUCUAAGAGUGUAUCUACUAUUGUUGACAUUGUAAAGACCAUCGCAAAUGUUUCAACAUUUGUCACUACGGAGAUCAUUACGAAUGUUCUACAGACCAUUGAUGUCCUCACAGAUGAUAGUGUAAAACAGUCCUGGGAAACUCUAAAUAAAGAUAGAAAUGACAACGCCGCUUCAAGAUUACUGGGUUCACUGGAGACACUCUCACAAGCCUUGAGUGGAACGGCUGAUGUCUCGACUGAGCGAAUUCAUCUCAUCCGAACAAACGCCACGGAGUUUAAACCUUCAAACUCCACAGUUUCCAUAGAAAUCCAAGACAGUGAUGGUGUUUUCAACAAUAAUACUUUCAUGACUAUCAUUAUUCUGAACACCUUCAAUAAUGUCAUGCCAGCUCGAAACUCAUCCUUUGACUUAAAUCUCUUUAAUGGCACCAGUAACGAAACAACUAGUGCAAACAACGCAAAUCUUGCAAUUAAUGCAGCUGUGGUUCUUGUUCAAGUAAAUCAAACUGUUCCAAGUGUCAAUUUUAAAUUCAUAGCCCUUAAUGAAAAUCUGACCAAGGAAACACAGUGUGUCUUUUGGAAUUUCACGCUUUUAGAGAACUUCGGUGCUUGGGACGAUGAAGGAUGCAAGUUUGUGUCCAGAGAGAAUGACACAGUAAUCUGCAACUGCAGCCACCUCACAUCCUUCUCUGUUCUAAUGUCAACUGACAUCUCUCUUUUUGUCAAUAAACCACCAGGAUCUGGCUCAGGCUCUGGUGGUUCUAGCCCAGGUGGUUCAGGGGGAGGGCAAGGAGCUACUAUCACUGCAGCGGGUUUCAUUUUGGACAUAAUCACCUACAUUGGAGUUGCAAUCUCUCUGGCAAGCUUAGUCAUAUGUCUCAUAAUUGAGGGAUAUGUGUGGAGAGCCGUCACCAAAAACACCACUGCCUUGAUGCGUCACAUUUCCAUUGUUAACACAGCCUUGUCUCUGCUGAUUGCAGACAUUUGUUUCAUCAUUGCAGCCUCUUACUCACAGAAGGCUAUUAAUAACACAGAUGGAGACUUCAAAGGUUUGAUUGGACAGUGCACUGCAGUGACAUUCUUCAUGCACUUCUUCUACCUUGCUCUGUUCUUCUGGAUGCUCGUAUCAGGCCUUCUGCUCUUCUACAGGACAGUGAUGGUUUUCUCCCACAUGUCAAAGUCCAUCAUGAUAGCAAUUGGCUUUGUUGUGGGCUAUGGUUGCCCUCUGAUCAUCGCUGUUACCACUGUUGCUGCAACAGCACCGAGUCAAACAUACAUCAGGAAGAAUUACAUAUGUUGGCUUAACUGGACUGAGUCUAAAGCUCUUCUGUCCUUGGUCAUUCCAGCCCUGGUUAUAGUCGUGAUCAACAUCAUUGUUGUAAUUGUAGUUUUAUGCAAAAUGAUGAGAAGAUCUUCAGGAAACACCGUCCAGCCGGAUGAAAAGAACAGUUUUGUGGUCAUUAUAAGAUGUCUGGCCAUCCUGACACCUUUGUUUGGACUGACUUGGGCCCUGGGGAUUGGAACCAUGGUUUCACCAAAAGACCUAGGCAUCCACAUAGCCUUUGCCUUCUUUAACUCCCUGCAGGGUUUCUUCAUUCUAGUGUUUGGCACAUUGUUUGAUUCAAAGAUUCGCGCACUUCUCUCAAGCAGAAUGCCUUCCACCAACUCAAAUUCGACAGGAAGCACAAGUGCAGGCACAUCUUCUUUCGGUGGAUUGGUGAGCCGUCUCCGUGGAAGAAAUGUUUACCAGGUUUCCCAACCCAGAAACAGCGGCAACACCAACAGUUCCUCAGAGUCAUACAGCAUGAUCUAAAUCACUGCAGCAAUAUGUAUGCAAACAACAAGAAAAUGUGCCUUAAUUGCUAUAUGUAUUUUGUUUUUAAGUCUAAAUGAGACAUGGAAAUUAAAUAGAGUGAAGAAAAUUUUUCAUGUGAAAUUUUGUGCAAUACUGUGAAGAACUUUUUUGUUCAUUUUAAGACUUUUAACUUCUUUUAUUCUUCUUUCUCAAAAAUAAUAUAUUCCAAGAAAAUAUAUAAUAGACUCAGAGAAAGUUGUGUCAAUGCUACAUUCAUGAAAAUUAAAAAAAAUGUAAAAAUGAAGACAUUUGAAAAGAAGUGUUAUGUUUAGGAUGAAGUGACAAUGCAUUGUUUUUCAACUUUUAUUAUGACUGUGAAACCAGAAAAAAUUAAAUAAUUCAAAGAUGUAUGUAAAAAAUAAAAAUCUUCAAACUACUCACUACUGUUUAAAUGUAAUAAUUUAAGCUUGUUACUGAUCUGUUUUGAUUUGAUCAUUUACC
Molecule: messenger RNA, 12735 nt
Organism: Oryzias melastigma (Indian medaka)
Lineage: Eukaryota; Metazoa; Chordata; Actinopteri; Beloniformes; Adrianichthyidae
Product: mucin-3A
Exons: 72
Coding region: 355-12252 (3965 amino acids)
Biological process (GO): G protein-coupled receptor signaling pathway; cell surface receptor signaling pathway
Cellular component (GO): membrane
Molecular function (GO): G protein-coupled receptor activity
Source: RefSeq, a predicted model, not a curated record